UGAAGCUACAAUUCUUGAUCUUCAUUCGUCAUUCUUCAACUUACAGCCAGAAAUUACACAACUAUGGCAGUGAAAACGAACGGUGCGACCGUUGACGAAAAUAACUUCAUCCACAAAGAGGAAUUGCUCCAGGAUGCCCUCCACAGUUUGUUUUCGUCGAUCAUCUACCCCGAAGCAUCGGCAUUGGCGUCUACUCCGCUGCUGCAGCGGAUCAAGAUCUCUGUUUCGGAGAACUUGCCUCGCCUUUGCGAAGCCUCCAGAAACACUAGCCGUUCUGUUCUGCAGUGGACUCGAAGUGGCAGCCCCCUUCGUACACUUCUCGUCAUUUCUGUUGGAACCAUUACUUUUCUUACCUUGGCUGGAUUGCUUCUUUUUACGCUUUUCUUUCUAGCUGCAACUGUCAAUGCUAUCAUCAUCUCUGCCCUCAUUGCUUUGGCUGCUGCAGGAGUCUUCUUCGCUAUUUUCUUUGCCUGUGUAACAGUUACUUAUAUUGUGGCCUUGUCAGUCGCUGCUUUUGUUAUUUCUACUGCAACAAUUUCAGCAAUUAUAGCUGCUGUUGUCGUUACAGGCUGGAUUGGCUUCUUUUGGGCUGUAUGGUUGGUUAAUAAGAAAAGCAUGGAGCUGGCAAAGCACUCGUUCGGCAUGACUGGAUCUGCUCUUUCGGCUUGGUAGCCGAACAAAGUUUCAGAGUGAAACACUUAUCCACAAUGUUGGCAGAUGCGGUUGAUUAAUUAUAGAUGAGAAGCAUGUGAUUGUGUUUUGACAAUUUAGUAAUGAUAUAGUCGGCUCCCGACCGGCUUGCAAUAAAUAGGUUGUUUGAUUUUCCGGUUUACUUGUUAGUUUUAGUCAGCCUCUCUUGGGGUAAACACAACUUUGGUGUCGAACGUAUCUGUUCGUGGAUGAAUAGUGUUGUAUUGAUGUUCCUCUAGAAUAUAAAUGGACGGAAGAUUAGGUUUCAGCCA
Molecule: messenger RNA, 962 nt
Organism: Hibiscus syriacus
Lineage: Eukaryota; Viridiplantae; Streptophyta; Magnoliopsida; Malvales; Malvaceae
Exons: 3
Coding region: 64-672 (202 amino acids)
Source: RefSeq, a predicted model, not a curated record